This is a messenger RNA of Quercus lobata, 4353 nucleotides long. Its product is annotated as probable disease resistance protein At4g27220. Lineage: Eukaryota; Viridiplantae; Streptophyta; Magnoliopsida; Fagales; Fagaceae. Gene Ontology annotation, molecular function: ADP binding. The transcript has 4 exons. Bases 1 to 4353 code for a protein of 1450 amino acids. The record is from RefSeq and is a predicted model, not a curated record.
AUGAAGAUUAUUUCACAUAUCAUCGACACUGGAGGAAACUUGGUGGUGCCAAUCAAAAAAUAUUUUGGUUAUCUAAGUCGCUAUAAUAGCAACAUCGACAAUCUCAGAGAUCAAUUUCAGAAGCUCGGUGACAAGAGAGAUAGGGUUCAAUUAAAAAUUGGUGAAGCAAAACAGAAUGAAGAGGCGAUUGCUCUUGAGGUUGAGAGCUGGAUAGAAAAGGUUGACAACAUUAGUCAAGGUCUGCAAAUAUUCCUUGAACAAGAUGUCAAAGCAAAUACAAUGGGACUGUGUCCCAAUCUGAAUACACGUUAUUCCUUGAGUAGGAAAGCUAAGAAGAAGGCUCUGGAAAUUGAUGGGGUUUUAAGGGAUGGACAAUUCGCUGAAGUCGUAGAAACUUCAUCCAAGAACGGUUUUAAGGUUUUUGAAUCAAGAAUACCUAUCAUGAAAGAAGUUUUGACUGCUUUCAGAGAUGACAAGAUCAACAUGAUUGGCAUAUGCGGAAUGGAGGGGAUUGGAAAGACAACAAUGGCAAAAGAGGUAGCAAAAAGAGCAAAAGAUGAUAACCUAUUUGAUGAAGUUGUGAUGGCAGUAGUGUCCCAUAAAAAAGACUUGAGCAAGAUUCAAGGUCAAAUUGCAGAUAUGCUAGGUCUGGAACUUGACAGAGAGAGUGUAGUUGGAAGAGCAGAGCAGAUAUAUUCAAGACUAAUGGUUAGUAGUAAGAGUGUCCUUGUAAUAUUUGAUGACGUUUGGGAAGAAGUUAAUCCAAAGGAUGUAGGCAUUCCUUAUGAAGGUGAACUCAAUAGUUGCAAAAUCUUGUUGACAUCAAGAAGCGAAGAAGUCUGCAAUCAAAUGAAAUCUCAUAAGAUUGUUAAAAUUGAAGUCUUAACUGAAGAAGAAGCUUGGAAUUUUUUCAAAGAGAUGGUAGGUAAUUGUGUUGAUACUCCUGAUCUACAUCCAAUAGCAGAAGAGGUUGCAAAGGAAUGUAAAGGCAUACCUAUUGCUAUCGUUACUGUUGGAAGAGCUCUAGAAAACAACAAAAAGAACAAGUGGGUUGCUGCACUUCAACAUCUUAAAAAUCCUAUCACAAAAAAUAUUCCUGGUUUGGAUUCAAUUGUCCAAUCCAGCAUAGAGAUUAGUUACACUUUCCUAGAAAGUGAUGAAGCCAAGUCAUGCAUUUUGCUAUGUUGUUUAUUUCCAGAAGAUUAUGAUAUUCCCAUUGAAUAUUUAGUCAGAUAUGGAGUGGGACAAAGGUUGUUUGCAAAGAUUGAUACUGUGGCAGAAGCAAGAAAUAGAGUUCAUGUAAUGGUUAAGGAUCUUAAAAGAUCAAAUCUGUUGUUGGAUAGCAAUGAAGAAGAAUGUGUGAAAAUGCAUUAUGUUGUACGUGAUGUUGGCAAAUCAAUUUCUAAUGAACAUAUUUUUUUGGAAGAAUGGACAGAGAAAGAUACAUAUGAGAAUUAUGUUGCAAUUUCCCUUGUAUCUCGAGAAUUGAAAAACCAUCCUGAUGACUUGGAGUGUCCAAAACUUGAGCUUCUGCAAUUAUCAUGUGGCAAAUACACCACUAGACAAACACUCCCAACCAAUCUAUUUAAAGGGAUGAUGGGAUUAAAGGUUUUGGCUUUGCAAGGUAUGUCCUUUCCAUCACUACCACAAUCCAUACAGGUCCUUCAGAACCUUCGGACAAUGCUUCUGGAAUAUUGUGAGAUAGAAGAUGUGUCAGCAAUUGGAUCACUUGGGAAACUUGAAAUGCUUAGCUUUAUUGGUUCUGAAAUCAAGGAGUUGCCGGAAGAAAUAGGAAAUCUUAGUCAUUUAAAGUUAUUAGAUUUGUCAAAAUGCUCUACUCUUCAGCAAAUUCCACCUGGUCUACUAUCAAAUUUAACUCGACUAGAAGAAUUGUACAUGGGAAAAGUCUUUGUGAAUUGGGAACCUACAGAUGGCAAAGGAGAGGGAGCCAAUGCAAGCCUUGCUGAACUAACCUCUUUCUCCCACUCUUUGAUGGCUUUACAAAUUCAUAUACCAAACAUCAGGUUAUUGCCAAAAGACUUACACUUCAAAAAUCAAAUGAUUAAAUUUAGGAUAUGUGCAUGUGACAAGCCAAUGAAUUGGAGAUAUGACCACUUAUCUACUUUCUGGGACACAACUCGGUAUAUAUUUAAAAAUAGUUUGGUACUUGGAAGAUUUGCGGCAAGUGAAAUUGCAGAGAGUCGGAUGCUUUGUCAACUGUUGCAAAAAUCUGAAAUUAUAAUUUUGAAAGAGAUAAAAGAUUUCAAAAACAUUCUGUACGAGUUAGACAAAGAGGGUUUUCCAUGCUUGUUGGUUCUAAGCAUUUCAGAUAGUGAAGGUGUAGAGUAUGUAAUUGAUGCCACAUCUCAUCAAACUUCUCGUGUUGCCUUCCCUAUCUUGCAGUCACUGGAACUGAUGGAAUUGCAUAAUUUAAAAGAGAUAUAUCAUGGCCAAUUCCCAGAGGAAUCCUUUAGUGGUGCACACUCACAGCUUGCUUGUUUUCACAACCUAAGAUCUCUUCGACUAUUGGAAUGCAACCAUUUGAAAAAUGUCUUUUCGUUGUCCAUAGCAAGAGGUUUGGUUCAACUCCAACAAUUACACGUAGUUUCAUGUGAUGACAUGAAAGAAAUUUUUUGUAAGGAAGGAGAAGAUGGAAAGGCACUUGAUAGGAUAAUGUUUCCGGAGUUAAGAUAUAUAAACCUAUCUUAUGUACCGAGACUCAUUGGUUUUUGUACAGUCGAGGGUCCCGUUGAUCUUGUCCAACCAUCCUUGAAUCAAGAGGUUGGAAGGAUCGACACUGAUGAAUUGGCCACUAUUAGAAGUGAAAAGAUGACAGACAUUCAGCAAAUUACUAGAUCCUUUCCUGAAUCAACAACCCCCAUCUCUCAUAAAUUCUUUUCAUCCAAGACCAUCUUGUGGCAACCCAAUUUACAAAAACUUGAGGUAUUUGCUCUUGAAGGGCUAGAAGUGAUAUUUGAUCUUGAAGGACAAGAGGUCGACCAUGACGGCCAAAGAAUUGUAGUACUUGCUCGAUUGAAAACUUUAACACUACAGAAUUUAUCUAAGUUGAUGUAUGUGUGGAAGAAUGUUCCACAAGGAAUUCAGGGCUUUCAAAACCUAACAUCAAUUGAAAUAAAUGCAUGUCACAAUCUAAGAUACUUAUUCCCACAUACUGUUGCAAAACUACUUGUGGUACUUCAAAGCAUUGAGAUACGGUGGUGUGACAUGAUCGAAAACAUUGUUCAAAGAGAUGGAGAAGAAGAGGCAGAGGAUAUCAUCUUGUUCCCUAAACUUACUUCCUUCCAUUUAGGUUUUCUGCCAAAUCUCAUGAGUUUCUAUAUCGAACCUUAUUCUUUUGAAUGGUCAUCCAUGAAUCAGAUCUAUCUGUCUCAUUGUCCCAAAUUGAAAACAUGUGGUUCGGAAAUUCGAAGCACAAGAAAGCUAAAGAAAAUUAUAGGGGAAUUGGAUUUGAUACCCCAAGAGCAAGGCCUUGAGUGCGCUCCGCUUGGCAAGAAUUAUGGUCCAAUGGUUGUGUCUGAACAAGGCACCACCAAGAAAUCUGAAGAAAGCUCAUCUAUGAAUAAAGAGGGUAAUUUGACUAAGGUGAAGGAUCCAAGAGCUAAUGACAUCGACAACCCCUCUGAGAUGUGGUGUACUUUUCCAUCCCAUUUGAUUGAGAGCUUAAAGAAUUUAAAAACGAUUGAAUUGAGUAGCUGUGAUUCACUGGAAGUUAUAUUUCAACUUGAGGAACUAAAUUUUGAGGAAAGUCAUGUGGAAUCAGUACUUGAUCAGUUAAGAAAAUUGAAUCUGUAUAAUUUACCAAAUCUGAUGCACAUAUGGAAGAAGGGUCCAGAAAUAAUUAUGGGCUUCAAAAACUUGAGAUUGUUAGAAGUAAGUGGAUGUAAAAGUCUGACAUACUUGUUCUCACCAUCCAUAGCAAAAUUGCUUGUGAUGUUAGAGGAAAUAAGAGUUACUAGCUGUAAAAAAAUUGAAGAAAUCCUUCAAAGAGCAAGAGAAGAAAAGGAAGAAAAGGAAGUUUUGUUCCACAAAGUGAACUCAAUCUUGCUCAGGGACUUACCAAAUCUAAAGUGUUUUUGCCCUGAAACUAAUGCUUUUGAGUGGCCAUCAUUGAAGGAAAUAACGGUAAUUGGAUGUCCUACUUUAAGCAUGUUUAUUCCAUCUAAUCUAAAGACACCUAAGCUGGAGGGAGUAUAUGAUGAAGUUCAAGUUCCAUCUUCACCAUGGGAUGAAAACAAACUAAGAAAUUGUCAAUGGAAGGGAGACCUCAAUGCUACCAUACAACACAUGUUUAAAGGAAAGGUAUGGGUCAUUCACACCACAUCAUCUCUUUAA